CUCAUAGCAAUACGAAUCAAGAGUCGCGCAGUCUGAAUUUAGUCGAGCGAGGCGCGACACACAUUCGCCUGUCCUGAGCUGUGCUUAUUAUUGCGGUAGUGAUAAUGCCCUUGCAUUAGAAGCCACCGACCCAGCAGUCACACACACCUCUCGGUGCAAUGAGUAAAGAAGCCAGCAAUAAUAACAAAAAGGACGCUUCAGACCUUCAGGAGGUGGAUCUGGAGUCGGGCGAGCAGCAGCGCCGCGCCAAGAGUGGUAAAGGAAGUAGCGGCGACCCCUCCUCCGCGAGCGGCGCAGCUGGACGGUCGGCGGCCUCCAAGGUGCAGUUCCGACGGUCGCUGCAGAACUGGGCGGCCAUGGCAGCCCUGGCUGGCAUCAUCGGUGCCUUGGCCGUCGCCCUGGCCCUCGUGCUUGGAUGGCUCUUUGUGCUGCAGCUGGCCAUCGUGGCCGCCGUGGCCUGGUUUGUGGCCGCUGGUGGCCUUCGCUGGGCGUACGUUGCCAUCCGGACGGCUCCCAGGGACGCAACGGCGCUGUACCUGUACAUAAGGCUAAAAUUGGAAAUAAGAAGCCACGCCAAGGCCGACAGAACUGUAGCAGACAUCUUCAGCCUGCAGGUGAAGAAAACGCCAAACAAAGUGUGUCUUCUCUUCGAAGACCAGAAAUGGACUUUCAAACAGGUAGAAGAUUACAGCAUCAGAGUGACCAAAAUGCUCCUUGCCCGUGGUUUCCAACACGGAGACGUUGUUGCAAUCCUUGCCAGCAAUCGACCCGAGUACAUCGCCCUUUGGCUCGGCAUGUGCAGGAUCGGUGUGAUCGCCGCCCUCAUUAACACCAACUUGCGAAAGCAGGUUCUCAAGCACUCUAUCAACAUAUCAAACGCUAAAGCUCUCAUCUAUUCUGCUGACUUUGCUGAUGCCCUUGCCGAUUUAGGAGACGAGGGAUUGCCAAGAGGCACGACCCUGAUUAGGAUGGACCCCAUCAAGGGCCCGAGACUUGGAGAAAUAGAGCUAGAUUCCCUGAUGGCCGAGCACGAUGCCGAGGCCCCUCUGACUUUGCCCGAGGGCUACAAGAAAGCUGGAUUCCAGGAUCCGCUAGUCUACAUUUACACAUCAGGCACAACAGGAAUGCCCAAAGCAGCAAUCAUCACUCACUCAAGGUUCAUUUUUAUGGUUGGUGGAAUCCACUGGCUUGCCGGGGUGAGUUCCAACGAUCGCCUCUAUGUGACUUUGCCUUUGUAUCACACUGCUGGAGGAGUGACUGCUGUCGGCCAAGCAUUGGUCUAUGGCAGUUCAGUGGCCAUUAGGGGGAAAUUCUCUGCGUCUGCUUUCUUCAAGGACUGUGCCAAGUAUGAGUGCACUGUUGCACAAUAUAUUGGCGAAAUGUGCCGGUACUUGCUAGCCGUCCCACCAGGCCCCCAAGACACUGCCCAUCCCGUCCGAAUGAUGUAUGGAAACGGCUUGCGCCCACAGAUUUGGAUUCCAUUCACUGAGAGGUUUAAUAUUUCAAGGAUAUCAGAGUUUUAUGGAGCAACGGAGGGCAAUGCAAAUAUAAUCAAUCCUGACAACACCGUCGGAGUUAUUGGAUUUGUGUCCAGAAUCUUUCCCUCGGUGUAUCCCAUUUCCAUCAUCAGAGUCGACCCUGAGACUGGAGAUGUCAUUCGAGAUUCAAACGGACUUUGCAUACCGUGCAAACCAGGGGAACCUGGUGUUUUCAUCGGCAAGAUCAUCCCAAACGACCCGAUUCGAGCCUUCCUCGGCUAUGUCGACAAGAGCGCGUCAGAAAAGAAAGUGGUCAGAGAUGUUUUCAAAAUUGGAGACUCAGCAUUUCUCUCAGGUGACAUUUUGGAAAUGGAUGAGUUGGGCUACCUUUACUUUAAAGACAGGACUGGAGACACCUUCAGAUGGAAAGGCGAGAAUGUAUCGACAUCAGAGGUUGAAGCUGUUAUUAGCAAUCUGAUCAGUUACCGCGACGCCAUUGUUUAUGGAGUUGAGGUACCAGGUGCAGAAGGCAGAGCUGGAAUGGUUGCUAUCCACCAGGGCAAGGACAAUCCAGUAGACUUAGAGGCAUUUGCGGAUGGAUUGAAGGCAGCUCUGCCCACCUAUGCAAGACCAAUAUUUGUCCGAAUUUUGUCUGAGCUCGACCUUACUGGCACGUUUAAACUAAAGAAGACCGAUCUGCAGAAGGAAGGAUUUGAGCCAAAGAAAGAUCCCGUAUAUUACUUGGCAAGCAGUGGAAAGUAUGAGAGGAUAACUGACGAGGUCUUUGAGCACAUAAAUGUAGGCAAAGUUCGUUUGUAAAGUAUGAAUUUUAAGACUGUUUCAUACUCGCAAGAAAAGCUUACUAUCUGAAAAUAGGUGAUUAAAAUGUGUUUCAUUACCCAAGCAGCGCGUGAUUGCACAUGGGAAUAGAUGAAAACUAUACACGAUUGUUUGGUGCAUUUCAUAGUACUUGUUGCAUUUUGUUGAAAUUGGUUUCAUUUAGAUCUGAAGAAGUACUUAAAUAUUGCAUAGACUUUUAAAUUCAAUGUCGAACGAAGAACAAAGUGGGAAGGUGAUACCUUGUUACGUUUCCAUAUAGUUUAAUUACCUAUAAUUUCGUGGAUAUAUGUAAUGCAUAAUUAUUAUGCAGUGCAUUUUUGUAAAUGAUAUUUUUUAUACAAACGUGUAUAUCUGUGACCAUAUCUUGGUUAUGUCGAUUGAGUUGCAUAUUUUUGAAUGGGAAAGUUCAUCUGCUAGAAUAUUGUUCUGUUGCACUUCAUGCUCAAUAAAAUAUUAAACCAAAAA
Messenger RNA from Cloeon dipterum, 2783 nucleotides. RefSeq names its product Fatty acid transport protein 1 (gene Fatp1). The coding region runs from base 159 to 2297 and encodes 712 amino acids. Gene Ontology annotation, biological process: triglyceride homeostasis. The transcript is spliced from 14 exons. Gene Ontology annotation, molecular function: long-chain fatty acid-CoA ligase activity; long-chain fatty acid transmembrane transporter activity. Gene Ontology annotation, cellular component: endoplasmic reticulum. The record is from RefSeq and is a predicted model, not a curated record. Lineage: Eukaryota; Metazoa; Arthropoda; Insecta; Ephemeroptera; Baetidae.